Molecule: messenger RNA, 1158 nt
Organism: Drosophila melanogaster (fruit fly)
Lineage: Eukaryota; Metazoa; Arthropoda; Insecta; Diptera; Drosophilidae
Exons: 4
Coding region: 156-455 (99 amino acids)
Source: RefSeq, marked reviewed
UUGGAAUUCAUUAAACGUUUUACCGCACAGGCCGACGUACAGCGGUUCGAGAUCCGAGAUCCCAAAUCCAAAAUCCGAAAUCCAAAAGCCCGAGCGCCCCACCGUCUUCUUACUCACACGCACACACUGCCGCGCAGCUUAAUCAGCCAGCAAAUAUGAAAUUCUUAGUCACCAUCGCCACCCUCUGCCUCCUUGUGGCCUUCGCCGCGGGCCAGCAAUACUUUCUGGGCCAGUUCCCAAGCCGGACUCGUUUUGGAUUCGAUCCCGUGGCGCUAGCGGGACCCUCAUCGGCCACACAGGUUCGGGAUCCUCGACAGAACAGGGGACCCGUCGUCUUCCCCCCAUCCCCACCAGACGCAGUGGACGAGUCCAGCGGCGUGGUUGUGGGUGCCUCCGGAUACGGCUUUGUGCCGCCCCAGCAAAGUAAUGCGAACCUCUUUAAGCGCACUGUCUGAACACAGAUAGAGAUAGCUGCUACUCCAUCUCCAUCUCACUCACACUCGAACAGCCACACACGCAAACACUUUCCUAGAAGAGAAAAGCUUUAUUAGUGCAAUAUGUAGUCGUGUUUUUGUUAUUUCUUUGUUAUAUUGUUAAACAAUUGCCCAGUAAUUUGCAACCCAAAACAAAUGUCUAAUUCGCAGGAAAACUCUCUGGUUAAAGUUACAAAUCUUCCCCACACCGAAUACCAAAUCUUCCCCACACAACUAUACAACACAACACUACACACCGAUUACCAGUAAUUAACCCAAAGCACUCGAAAGCACCACAAUCACACACUUUGCGCACCAGCACCGGAAACGGAAAUGCGUCCCUCUUAGCUAAUUGCAGACACCCACAAGCAAAAAUACACACUAACGCGGCACCCCCACUUCCCUUCCAUUCCCUUCCUAUCACCCCCCCCCCUCCCCCUCCAAACCGCCUAAUGUAAAGUUAACAUUACUUAGUUUAAUUAGCUUGAAAACGCUAUUGAGUUAUUUUCCACCUUAUUGUUUCGUUUUGUAUUUUAAUUUUUUAUUAUGAUUUUCGCUUCUUCUUCUUUAAUUUAUGUUUCAAAUUGGAAUUGUAUUAUGAUUUUAUCUUUUGUUUUUACCUUAUUUUAUUUGUAACAAAAAACGAAAUUUUAAAUUAUGAAUAAACCGACAAAUAUUAUUAAAC